Molecule: messenger RNA, 16350 nt
Organism: Syngnathus typhle (broad-nosed pipefish)
Lineage: Eukaryota; Metazoa; Chordata; Actinopteri; Syngnathiformes; Syngnathidae
Product: KIAA1109 ortholog
Exons: 89
Coding region: 166-15729 (5187 amino acids)
Biological process (GO): synaptic vesicle endocytosis
Source: RefSeq, a predicted model, not a curated record
GUCAUAACCGGAAGAGAUGUCGACUGGCCGUAAGCCAGGUAAAUAUUCACCAGAGGAUGCAAACUCUCCAUUCCUGGCGCAAUCAAAUGACAACAACCGUUGGAUAACCGGUGCAAAGAUGAAACGACAGCCUUUACCGAGGGCAUCAAGUUGUCGACAGUAGCCAUGGAUGUGCUUGGGUCCAAAAACAACGAAAGCACAUUCCCCAGUUUCGGGGAUUUGGAUAACUUUCUCAUCGAGCGCAAUUCCAACUUCAUAUGGCUCCUCGUGGCCACCAUUCUGUCCUGUGGAUGGAUCAUCUACUUGACCUAUUACAACUCCAGAAACAUUGGCCUCAUCCUCACCCACAUUAUCAACAGACUCUACAAGGAUGGCUACAUUCGGAUCGGCUCCUUCUCCUUCUCUGUGCUGUCAGGGAAGGUCAUGUUCAGAGAGGUUUACUAUAUCAACCAAGACAUGUCCAUCAGGAUACAAGAUGGCUUUCUCAUAUUCCGCUGGUGGAAAAUGUAUAACCCCAAGCAGAAACAGCACGACCCCAAGGCGGAGACCAGGCUUUACGUGACGGUUAACGGUUUGGAGUUCCACGUCUACAAUCGGACUGACCUCUACGCCCAUCUGCAAGAGACUUUUGGCCUGGAGCCCACACUCAGCAGGCUCAAGAAAGAUGACGACCGUGAAGGGGGUGGAAAAAGCAAGACCCUGGAACGUGUCAACAUUCAAACGGAGAAUCCAGAGCCCACUUCGUCUUGGCGCUCUCUCAUUCCUGUCAUCAAAGUGAACAUCAGUACGGGCCGGCUGGCAUUUGGGAAUCACCACCUCCCGCAGACGCUGUGCUUGAACUUUGAGGAUGCCUUUCUGACCUACGCCACCAAGCCUCCAUCCAGCCACCUGGACCAGUACAUGCACAUUGUAAAGGGCUCGCUGGAGAACGUGCGCGUUAUGCUGGUUCCCAGCCCACGCUAUGUUGGCAUGCAGACUGAUGAACCUCCCAGGCUGAUGGGUGAAGGCUUUGUGGUCAUGCAGUCCAACGAUGUAGACAUCUACUACUACCAAGAUGAGCCUGGUGUGGUGCCGCUGGAGCAAGAGAUUGGGGAGGAAGCUGAGACACCCAGCGAGGACGAUAAGCUUCAGGACCUUCCUCCGUGCUGGGGUCUCGACAUCGUCUGUGGGAAAGGAACCGACUUCAACUACGGCCCCUGGGCCGAUCGCCAGAGGGAUUGUCUCUGGAAGUUCUUCUUGCCGGCCGACUAUCAGGACAUGAAGGUGACUGAAAUGGCCCAGCCGGGACAACCCAGGCAGAUACAGGCCUUUGAGCUCCGUAUGAACAUCAUUGCCGACGCCACCAUUGACCUACUUUUUACCAAAAAACGGGAAACCAAUGCCAUCCAUGUGAAUGUAGGAGCUGGCUCUUACCUGGAAGUCAACAUCCCCAUGACUGUUGGAGAGACCGGCUAUUUGCCCACCAUCAAAGGGCAGCUGCUUCACGUCGACACCACCAGCAGCAUGCAGUACCGGACUCUCCUUGAGGCUGAGAUGUUAGCUUUCCACGUGAUUGCCAGCUACCCCUGGGUGUGGAACAUGCCCCAGUCUUGGCAGUGUGAGAUUGAGGUGUACAAGGCCACGUACCACUUCAUUUACGCCCAGAAAAACUUUUUCACUGAUUUGAUUCAGGACUGGGCGAGUGACAACGCUCCGGACAUUUACUCCUUUGUUCCCUAUUCCUGGACAUUCAAAAUACUUUUCCACCAGUUUGAGAUGAUCUGGGCGGCAAACCAGCACAACUGGAUUGACUGCUCCACCAAGCAACAAGAGAAUGUGUACCUGGCAGCAUGCGGUGAGACUCUGAAUAUAGACUUCAUUUUGCCUUUCAACGAGUUUGUUCCGACCACCUGCCAUACCCGCUUCAGCUUGAAGGCAGAGGACACAGACAUGCGACUGUCUCUGCCAGAGUGCCACCCCAGCCGCUACCCCCUCCUCACCCUUGCCAAAGAUUACCAGAAUGUCAAGCUGCCCCAAGACAUGUUCACGCCAGGGGAAAAUCAAAGCGCCCCGCCGCCUAAACUCAACAAGUCCCGCUGGAGAAAUAUCACCCACGCAGAAGCUGGCUGGGUUGACUGUUGGAGUGUACCCAACUUCUUGCUCAUCAUCGACUACACGUGGCAUCCCAUUUAUCCCCAAAAAGCGGACGAGCAACUCAAACAGUCGUUUUCUGAAAUGGAGGAAUCAAUGCUGUCAGCUUUACGGCCCCCGGAACACACUUUGGGACAGCGCGGCCAUCCGCACUACGCCGCUUCCUCGGGCGGCCACAGCCGGAUACCGAGCGACCCCUCAGACCUUCCUCCGGACCGACUUCACGUGGAGAUGGAAAUGUCUCCUGAUUCUCAAAUUGUCCUCUAUGGGCCUUUACUCAGGGCUUUGAUAUCCAUCAAGGAGAAUUAUUUUGGAGAAGAUGACAUGUACACUGACUUUGAAGAGGCGGCGUCCAGUCCGGUUUUGUCCACUUCCUCGUCGGGCCUGGGUUGGUCCCCUCUCGGGAUGGAAGACGGUUGCCGUAAGGAAAGUUCAGACGUGCAUCCCUUGGACCUGCGGCCCUGGGACAUAACUGUGCUCAUUAAUCUCUAUAAAGUCCAUGGCCGACUGCCUAUGCACUGUAGCAGUGAGGGGCCAGAAGGUCCCUCUGGCUUCUUGGAGCGCUUAUGUUUUGAAAUGAAGAAAGGUUACAAGGAGACCAUGCUUCAGUUAUUGCUGUCACCUAUUCACAUUUUUGCCAGUGACAACUACCAGCGUCCCUCGGUGGACGGGGUGUUGCGGGAUGGCCACCUGAGCCUCUCGGGCCUGCAGAUGAGGGCACAUGCCAUGUUCUCUGCACAGGGGCUUCCACUGGGAAGUGACACCCUUGAAUAUGCCUGGCUCAUCGAUAUGCAGGCAGGCGCAUUCACUGGGAGGGUGACUGUUCCUCAGGUGGCCAGUAUGAUAGAGUGGGGGGAGUAUUUUGUUUUCCACGUGAUGUCUCGCGAGUUCCAGCUGGAACAACCAAAGCCGUCUGUCAUCUGCCAGCACGGUGUUGACCGGCGCAUUUGCGAUGCCAAGUUGACUUCCAUGCCGGGUCACUGUCGAACCUCAGAGGAGCUCAAGUACACUAUGACGCGACUGGCCAUGGACGGAGUGGACCUUUUCAUCGUUGAACAUGGCUGUGCUGCUAAUAUCAAAACGGGUAUUUUACGUGUAGCCAACUGCAACCUGCACAACCAGGCUGUGGGAGAGGGCAUCAGUGCUGUGGUGCAGGACCUCAACAUCCAGCAGUUCAUCGAACAGCAGCAGCAGCAGCAGCAGCAGCAGCAGCACUGUGACGUGAGCAGGCUGCAGCCGGCCGGGCAGGGGCAAGCUCAGGGUCAGCCACUAAGUCUCUGCCAGCCGGCAGUGAUGCGACGCUCCGUGUGGCUGGAGGCGGGUUCCGUCAACCUGAACCUCAUUACCGCCGACAUCGCUCUGGCUGCCGACCACUCGGCCAAAUGUGAAGUCCAGAGGCAAUUUUUAGAACUACAUGACACGCAGAGCAAAAGACUCUGGUUCCUGUGGCCCGAAGAGGCCGGCAUUCGAAACAAGCGCAGCAGGAAUCGCUGUGGCUGCCUGGGAGGCUGCAGGUUCUUUGGAGGAACCAAUAUGGGCUUGGAUUUCUUCAAACUGGAAGAGAUGACACCCUCCUCCUCGUCUGCGUUCUCUUGCUCUAGCACUGAAUCCGAUAUGUGUUAUGGUCAGUCUUUGCUUCAGCCUGGAGAGUGGAUUAUGACCAAGGAAACACCCAAAAUGGAUGGAAAGGUCGUCGGGCUGAAAACAGACACGCGCUCACCGUGCCUCCCUCCCGAGGUGCCUGAGCGGCGAGGUCAGCAGCUCCUUAGUCUCCAAGUCCCUCAACGCUCUCACAGCUCUGCAUCUUCCUCUGAGGAGAAUAGUUCCUCCAGUGCCGCGUUACCCCUGCUAGCUGGAGAAAGGGAGUCUCCCUCGCCAAGUGUGGAACAACGCAUGCUUCCUGUCAAUGGCAAGAGUUCUGUUGACGCUUUCCAGGAUAUCCCGGAGGGCUCGCCCAUCUCGCCCAACAACUCCCAGGAACGCACCUCCGUGCGCUCGCCCCUCUGCUCGCCCCUCAAGCGCCAAUCGUCGGUGCACUCCAGCCGAUUAGGCAGCACCAAGAGCUUGUCGGCUGCCGUUUUCAACGACAAGCCUCCCCCGGUGCUUUCCGGAGGUGUCCAAUUCAGCGGCGACGUUUCUCGCAGCGACGAGAACGUCCUGGAUUCGCCACGUCAACGUCGAAGCUACGGCUCCUUCCCCUUCACGCCCUCGGCAGAUUCCAACACCUUCCACAAGUACCGCUCGGCCGACUCCAGCAUGUCCAUGGCUGACAGCGAAGCCUACUUCUCUGCCGCCGAAGACUUUGAGCCCAUCAGCAGCGCCGACGAGGGUCCCGGGACGUACCCGGGACGCAAAAAGAGAAGGCGGCAGCAGAUGCAGCAACCGCCGCAACCGCCUUAUUACAUAGAGAACUACAGCCGGAGUUCCAUCUACCACAGUGUGGAAGGUCCUCUCACUUACCUCCUCAACGGGGAGCUGAUCACCGAGCCACGGCCUCUGCCUCUGCCGCCAAUGUUGCCUUCCCAGCCGCUGCCAAGCCACAUAUCCCAGGCCUCCUUCGUAUCUGCUCUCGCCAUGGAGGAGGAGAGCUCGGUGGAGACCGAAAAGCUGGCAGAGCCCGGCCUGGUGACCAGACAGCCCCACGUGAUGGCGUGCUACCAGAACUACCUGGCCCACUAUCAGGUGUCCAAUUGGUCUAUCAAGCAGCCCACCAAUAAGAGGACCUCCAAGUCUUCUCUCCAUCGUCCCUUAGAUCUUGACACGCCGACAAGUGAAGAAAGCUCAGGCUCCUUUGACCAGCUCUCCGUUCCGAGCUUCAAGGUGAUCAAACAAGGCCUUUCAGCCAAUUCACUGUUGGAUCGAGGGCUUCAGCUGAUGGCAGAUAACAGCAGUACGCCCUACACUCCGCUGGAUAAGAGAGCUACGGAGAAUACCGACGAGGACACGACGACCGAUGACUGGUCUCUGGAGCAGCCUUUGGCUCAGACCAGGACCACAGCCAUAGUGGAGGUGAAGGGGGCCAUCAAUGUGGUGCUUACACCCCUUGUGGCUGAAUCCUUGGACAGGUACAUCGAGUCCAUGGCGCACUUUGCCAGUAUCCGUCAUCCUGCGGCCAUUCUCGAUGACCUACACGGUAAAGUUCUCAAUGAGGCUUAUCAGAUCAGCAAAUCCACCGUUUCCGAAUCUGUAAGUGCUCCAAUCACAAUGGUUGUACUUGACCUAUGGCUGCUGAAUGAUUGUUACGACUCUCUAUUUCCACAGAGCCAAGCGUUCAAACAGGAGCAAAAGCCUUCCAAGAACGAGGCCACGGCCCACGGAUCCCUCAAUAUCUCCCAAGGCCAGACGGACCUGUCUGUCAAAGCAGAUCAUGUGAAAAUCAAGGGCCUUCAAGCCAAUGUCUCAGUCCCGAAGGUCAACCUUUGUCUCCUACAGGCUUCUGUAGAGGAGGGUUUUCCAUCCUGCUCCAGUAAGUCCGUGACACACGUGUCUCUUGUGGCGCUGUGCUUUGAUAGGAUUGCCACCCAAUUCAGGAUGAAUAGGGGAAUUGUGGAAGAAAGCCCCAACACCACCGAACACGGGCGACCCUCCGUCAUGUUAGAGAAGUACGCAUCUGCCACUAAGAUGCAGCCUCAGUCAUCUGGCUCGUUACGUUCCAACGCCGGCAUCGAGAAAGGCAAAGAAAUAGCCGCAAGGCUCAACAUCCACCGUAUCCACAGCCAGCUCAGAGGCCUCGACUCCACAGACAUUGGCACGUGUGCCAUCACCGCAAUCCCCGUUGAGAAGUCCAAAGUGCUCUUUGGCCUGGAGGAAACGGAGGAAUUUUCUCUAGUUGAUGAGACAGACAUGCGUGGAAGCUCAGGUGACCUCAGCCGCUCUGCCACCUCUCUUGAGAAAUGGGGCUGGAUCAUGUUUGAAUGUGGCAUUGAGAACCUUACAGUCAAAGGUGGUCGUCAAUCGGGAGCCAUUCUCUACAAUGCAUUUGGCGUGAUGGGCCCCUCGGAUACCGACGGCAAAGCGGGAAUCCCCAAGGCCAAUGGAUCCGUAGGCUCGCAGACUGGGAGCGGUUACAGCACUGACGCAUCUGAUGACAACUUACCACGUGACGCUGUUAGCCCCCCUUCCGAUGAUGGUAAUGGGCACUCUGACUCUGACGAUCAGGACGAAGGGGUCGAGUCGGACGACUUGAAGAAAGACCUUCCACUGAUGCCUCCGCCGCCCGACUCCAGCAGCAUGAAAGUGACUAUCCGCGAGAUUUGGUUCAGUUUUGCUGCUCCCACCAAUGUGCGAUCGCCGUCGCAGGCCAUCUCCAGGCAGUUAAAUCUGCUCAGCACGGCCACUCCAGCCAUCGGCGCCUGGUUGGUGCCCAUCGACCAGCUGAAAUCUUCCCUUCGCAAACUGGACAUGGAGGGUACGCUCCGUGUGUGCGCGGUCAUGGGCUGCAUUAUGACCGAGGCGCUUGAGAAAAAGAGCAUCCACAUCCCCAUCCGAAGCAAGUACAAUCGCGUGACCAAGCGAGCGCACUACUUGCACGAGAACCCCUCCUGUAUGCUUUGCAACAUCCUUCACCGCUAUUUGCAACAGGCAGACUAUUCGGUCAUCGAGGAGGCCACCAUGAACGAUGGAGUCCCCGCCUUAGUGACUCUGAAGAAGGGUCUGGUGGCUUUGGCUCGACAGUGGAUGAAAUUUAUCGUGGUGACUCAGGGCUUCAAAGCCAUUGGUCUGAUGAGGCCCAAUCCGCUUACGAAAGCAAAGGAAGCUCACCAGAACCCGGUUGAGACAGUCCUGGGCUUGGACAACGGCGCAGCGCUGCAAAGUGACACCAGUGGAGACGGAGCCGAAUUUGAAUACGAUGCAGCCACAGUGAGUGAACACACCAUGCUGCUGGAGGGAGCGUGUGGUCGUCCGCCACCAAAGGAGGGAAACUCUGGUCCCGUCAGUGGAGUGGAGAUCAUGAGGAAACUCUCAAAGUCCCAUGCACACAGCGAGUCUGCACUGCGAAUCAAGGGCUCCCAUCCGUAUCAAUCUCUGAGUUACACCAGCGGCGACACGGCCGCUGACUCGCCGGCCCACGUGAGCCGUGCGGGCCUGCCGGUCAAGGACAGCCCCAGGAAAGAGAGUCUCCUGAGCAAUUUGACGGGAAGCUUUCGCAGUCUGCACAACCUGCUGGAGGGCACGCCUCAGAGGAACGAUCCGUCCUUUGCCGCAACAGCCAAGAGCGGUUCCCUUACUCGGACAGGCACCGAUAUGCUGACAGAGCACCCGCUGCUGUCCGAGCCAUCUUCCGUCAGCUUUUACAACUGGAUGUCCAACGCCGUGGGGAACAGGAGCGGGGCCGCGGUCCAGGACUCGCCGUUGAAUCGAUCGCAGCACAAUAGCCUUCAGACAGGUGGGACAUGUAACCUACCAACCAUCCCGUCCGCGUCGGACUUCAACACGGUGAUGUCCAGCGACCAGAACACCUUGGACGGGACCCAGUCGCAGCAUUCCCAGCAUAGCACUAGCCAGGAUGACAUUGCUGAUAUUGAAGAGGGAAACCUAUGUCCCGCUGCUGUUCAACUGGCUGAUGCUCAGGUUGUUUUCAAGCCUUUACUGAACUAUACUGGCAUCCAAGCCCAGGACAGCACUCCCCUGAGCUACAAGAUGUAUUUCGGAGAACAUUUGUCUUUUUCUGGGAACCUGGAGUGUCUGAGAGCAGACAUUGUUGACUCGGACACCUCCAAAGAGCGCAGAAACAAAAGAUCCAGGAGACAAGGCACGGUGAACCUGCCACCGCUGGAUUUCAAACCAGCUCUCCUUAUCGAGACGUUCAGCUUGAACGCAGUUGUUAUGGAGAAGUCGAGCAGCGCGCCGCAAGGCUCCACCGCGGCCCCGCUGUCCUUCCACGACCUCAGCCGCCGCCACUACAACACAUUCCACUGUGACUUCACCACAGCCUGCCAGGCCAUUAGCCAACGCGUGGACAUGGCUCUGGUGCGCCUCAUUCACCAGUUCAGCACCAUGAUCGACGACAUCAAAGCCACUCAAACGGACAUUAAGCUAAACCGUUACACCGCCGGCUCGGCUUCGCCGACGCCCACCUUCAAGGCCCGACCCUACCGCCACUUUAGGUCGUCGGACUUUAGCCGGAGCUCGCGGGGCAGCAUCAAUGGGACGGCGCGUGGCGCCACGCAAACCCUGAAGAGCAAGAGAGGGCUGGGGGGUGCUGGAGGCUUGCCACUCAACGGACCACCCUCAGCCAUGGACACGCUAGGAAGAAGGGAACACCGAGGACGUGGUUCGCUCGGACGUUCGGAGCGGCGCACCUCAAAGGUGUCCAGAAAGGGCUCUCGGGAUGUGGCGGACCACACGGCAAUUCAGAUGGACGAUUCUGACUCCAUCACGGUGUCGGAGCAGAGCGAGCCGUCAGCGGAAUGUUGGCAGAACAUGUACAAGCUGCUCAACUUCUACUCGCUCAUCUCAGAUCCCACAGGCAUCUUGGAGAAAAGUUCUGCUGAGAAUUGCUUGUCAGAGGGUGGGCGUCGCCCAUCCGAGCCGCUCUGCAACGUGAUCUUUGAGAACGAGCAGGAGGAACCCACGCCCAGCAAGCCCCCUCCUGCCGGCUGCAGGCGGCGUAGCCUGGUGAGCUCCGAGCCCCAGCACGUCACCCUCAUCGUCUUUGGCAUCGGCAUGGUGAACCGCACCCACCUGGAGGCUGACAUUGGUGGACUCACCAUGGAGGCAGAACUCAAGAAGAUCCAUGGAAGUUUUACCCUCAAAGAGAAGAUGAAAGAUAUCCUUCAUCAGAAAAUGACUGAGACCUGUGCAUCAGCUCAUAUAGGAGGCGUAAACAUUGUACUGCUGGAGGGCAUAACACCUGACAUUCAAACUGUGGUUAAGUGCAACAUCGCCAAGUCUCAGGCCUUGUACAGCGCCCAGCGUGGACUGAAAACAAAUAAUGCCGCUGUCUUCAAAGUGGGAGCCAUCAUGAUCAACAUCCCCCAGCACCCAGCCACUUUACACAGCAUGAUGGUCCGCAGCUCCCAUCAGCUGUCCAAACAGAUCUCUGACCUCAUCCGGCAGCCGUCUAACACUCAACCUCCCAAUAGAGAGGACACGCCCACCCCGCAACCCUCCGACAAAGGCUCCAGCAUCAAUCAGACGCCCGUUGAGGCCAACGAGUUUCCCCAGCUUCCCGAAGGCCUCGAAAAGAAGCCCAUCGUGCUCAAGUUCAGUGCCAUGAUGGAUGGCAUCACCAUCGGCGCCGCCCUUCUACCCUCGCUGAAAGCCGAGUACAAAAUGGGUCGCAUGAAGAGCCACGGCAUGACAGGGGCUCAAACCAGCUUCACCUUUGAGUUGCCAAACCACAAGCUAUGCUUUCAAUCAAAAGUGUCUCCUGUGGACAUGUCCACCAUGCCGCCAUCGGCGAGCCUCACCCUGCCACCUGUUACCAUGUCCGGAGAGUACAUCAUGGAGGACCACGAGAGUCAUUCCGAUCAGGGUUGGGGCGCUGAUGACUUCCCUUCAAAGCAAGGCAACUAUCUCCAAGGCAACUACCUGCGCUGUGUGGCAGAGAUUGGCUCUUUUGAACACAACCUGACCACUGAUCUGUUAAACCACCUGGUUUUCCUGCAGAAGGUUUUCAUGAAGGAGGUCAAUGAGGUCAUCCAGAAGGUCUCAGGGGUGGAACAACCCAUCCCGCUGUGGAACGAGCACGACAACUCGACGGAUGCAGACAAGCCCAAAAUCCUGCUCUAUUCGCUAAGCCUCAUGUUCAAGGGAAUCCAAAUGACCGCCACCACCCCUUCGAUGAGGGCUGUCCGUUUUGAGACCGGCUUGAUUGAGCUGGAGCUGUCCAACAGGAUCCAGUGUAAGGCUCAGCCUGGUGGCAGCAGCAGUUAUCUGAAACUUUUUGGCAAAUGUCAAGUUGACCUCCACUUGGCCCUUGGGCAAAUUGUCAAGCACCAGGUCUAUGAAGAGGCAGGCUCCGACUUCCACCAGGUAGCAUACUUUCGGACCCGGAUUGGUCUGCGAAACGCUCUCCAGGAAGAGAUCAGUGGCUCGUCUGACAAGGAGGCUGUUCUCAUCACUCUCAACAGGCCAAUUGUUUUCGCCCAACCUGUGGCAUUUGACAGAGCUGUGCUAUUCUGGCUGAAUUACAAGGCGGCGUACGACAACUGGAACGAACAGCGCUUGGCGCUCAACAAGGACAUUCACGUGGCCACAAAAGAGGUGGUGGACAAGCUGCCAGGUAUCCAACAGACAUCAGCCCAAGCCUUCAGCACUCUCUUCCUUCAACUGACGGUCAAUGACCUGGGCAUCUGCCUGCCCAUCACCGGCGCAUCCCAGAAAGGACAAGCGACCACUGCGGAGGGCACAAACUCUGAAUCUGGGCCCUGCACAUCAAAAGCCCCGAAUAAAAAUGCACGAAAAGCCAACCACAGCAUGGAUCUGGACACCAGCUCCGCAUUGGUCUUGACUAUUGAGAGCACACUGAUCACCGCCUGCUCGUCGGAGUCCCUGGUUAGCAAAGGCCACUUCAAGAAUUUCUGCAUCCGCUUUGCGGAGGGUUUUGAGACCACUUGGGAUGACUGGAAGCCCGAGAUCCGAGGCGAUUUGGUCAUGAACGCUUGUAUAGUCCCUGAUGGCACAUAUGAAGUGUGUUCUAGGACCACGGGGCAACCAUCUGCAGAGAGCAGUAGUGCCGGUACCUGGACUCUGAAUGUGCUUUGGAAGAUGUGCGGCAUCGACGUUCACAUGGACCCCAAUAUCGGCAAGCGCCUCAACGCCCUCGGUAACACGCUGACGUCAAUGACGGGAGAAGAAGACGUCGACGACAUCACCGACCUCAACUCUGUCAACAUGGCGGACCUGUCCGAUGAAGAUGACGGUGACACCAUGUCACCCACCAUCCACAUGAGUCCAGACAGCCAAUUCAGCCCACGGCUGACUUUAAAGAAACGUCUGGUAAACCGCAUCCUGGGCCUCAGUCCCAGACCACAGAGUGUAUCUGUCCCAGCCGACUACUUAAAGUGCCCCUCGCCCCGCCUUCGAGCGGACGGUGCCCGACCCCAAAGACCUCUCUCCUGGGCCUGUGAGGCAGUUGAUCCCAGAAGGCAGAUGGUCACGGGAAACCAGGCGACCGACGCGCGAGUCCGAAAGUUUACCAAGAGGGUGGUGGACAUCAGAGAGCUGAACGAACAGGCCAAAGUCAUCGAUGACCUCAAGAAAUUGGGAGCAAGUGAGGGCACCAUCAACCAGGAAAUUCAGCGCUAUCAACAGCUGGAGUCUGUGGCUGUCAAUGACAUCAGGAGAGAUGUCCGAAAGAAGCUGCGGCGCUCCAGUAUGAGGGCCGCCUCGCUCAAGGAUAAGUGGGGUCUUGGCUACAAGCCCAGCUACAACCGUUCCAAAAGCAUCUCGGCAGCGGCAGGUCGACCGCCUCUGAAAAGGACGGACAGACAGAGGAUAGGAGAUGUGGAUGACUUCCCUGAUGUGCGUGUGGAUGCCUCCUCUCCUGGACCGCGGGUCACUUUCAAUAUCCAAGACACGGCUUUGGAGUCUGCAAUUGCACCUGGCAGUCCAGGAGAUGUAUUCAAGUUUCCCGAGGAGUCCGAGCUGGACCUGUUGUCAGUCACGGUUGACGAGCCUUCAUCCCAUCCUCACGAUCGGCACCAUCUUCAUUCUUCAUCCAUCAUCGGAGACCAGGGCUCCGUUUUCAGCGCUCCAUGCACGCCUGCUGUUCUCUCACCGCAAAUUCCCUUCCAGCACGAUGACACGCAUCGGGACGAGCUGUCCUCGUCUUCCUCCGAAGACUCGGAAAAGGACGACGACUUUGAACGCGAGAGGCCCCUGAGCUACCGAAGACCUUUCCAAGCUUCUCACAAGAGAUCGUCCGGUUUUUCCGCCGUGAGUCAGUUGUUCAGCGAACGUUGGCCGAGCACACCCGCCAAUCGGAGCUUCGGCGGCGCAACGACCGAAAGAAACAUCGACUUUGAACUGGAUGUUCGUGUGGAAAUAGACAGCGGCAAAUGUGUUCUUCACCAGAGCACUCAGCAGGCUGAGCAUGAAGAAAUUUCAUUCAGGAGGAGUUGUGAUCGCAGCCUCAGGAGUCUCGACCAAGAGUCGCCUCCCAAAAAGAAAAAAUUGCAGCCCACCUACACAUCUACAAGCCAUCUUCUGGCUGGGAAAAAAUGUCCCUCUUCACUGCAGACCAAAUCCAAUGACCUGGAGACCACCAUUUUCUACAUUCCAGGAGUGGACGUAAAGUUGCACUAUAACUCCAAGACCCUGAAGACGGAAUCCCCGAACGCCUCGCGUGGAACCUCGCUCUCGCGCUCGCUCUCCAAAGAGUCCAAGCUGUAUGGUAUGAAAGAUAACGGUCUUCCCAAUGCUGUCCAAAGCCCGACUAAGUCGCUCCUACCGCCGCCCCCGCUCCCACCGUUCCCAUCAGCCAAAGGUAAAGGGAGCGGAGGGGUGAAAAUGGCCAAGCUGUACGCCUGGGUGGCCCUCCAGACUUUGCCGGAGGAAAUGGUCAUCAGCCCUUGUCUUCUUGAUUUCUUGGAGAAAGCCUUAGAAACCAUUCCCAUCACUCCGGUGGACCGAAGCUACGCAGCUGUGGCUGCCCAGGAAGAAGACAUGGGUCCGUUUGAAACGGUAGAACCGCUGGAGGAAUCGGCCACUUCCCUGGUUUCUUCUUCCGCGUCGGCGUAUACUUCUUUUCCCGUCGACGUGGUCGUCUACGUCCGAGUUCAGCCUUCUCAGAUCCGCUUCAGCUGCCUGCCCAUGUCCCGAGUUGAAUGUAUGCUCAAACUGCCAUCGUUGGACCUGGUCUUCUCUUCCAACCGUGGCGAAUUAGAGACCCCGACGGGGGCCCCUCCCAACGAAGGCUCGCAGCCACCCUCCUCCACUCCCCCGGGGCAGCAGCACUUUCCCAAAGUGCCUCCAAGCAAAGCCUCUCCGUUACUGGGGAGCCCUCUGGGCAGAAGCCGCCACAGCAGUAGCCAGUCCGACCUCACGGGGGGCGGCCCGAGUAACUCGUCGGGUCUCAGCUUCACCGCCUGCAUGUCGGACUUCUCGCUCUACGUGUUCCACCCCUAUGGCGCUGGAAAGCAGAAAUCUGCUGUCACAGGCCUGCCCCCGGGUCCCAGCCCAUUAGGUACAGUGGACGAGGAGCCGGCAUCCGUGACGGGAAGAAAGGACUCUUUGAGCAUCAACCUGGAGUUUGUUAAAGUCAGCUUAUCCAGGAUGAGGCGCACAGGAGGCCCCACAUUUAUUGAAAGCUUCAUUCCUGGGAAAGGUGGUAAAAUGGACACCACUCUCAUCAAUAUCUCAGCUGUUUGUGACAUUGGCUCCGCUUCCUUCAAGUACGACAUGAGACGAUUGAGUGAGAUUCUGGCCUUCCCAAGGGCCUGGUACCGCCGAAGUAUAGCCAGACGCCUCUUCCUCGGAGACCAGACCAUCAACCUGCCAGCCUCUGGCCCCGCCACCCCCGACUCGUCGGAAAUCACCACUCAGCAUCUGUCUCCCGAGUCCAGCCGCAAAGCCUACUGGAGGACUUGGGAUGGCAGCAGCGGCACACACAUUCCUCAGUCUCCCAACGUGUUCUCCGAGCACAGCACGGGAAGCAACAUGUCCCCGGGUGCUCUCGGCCACCUUAAAUCCCCUGCGCCCGGCCGAACCAGAAGCGUGUCCGAUUCGUCGGCGCCGAGAAGAGAGUCGGUGACGAAAACAUCCACUCCCUCGUUUGGUAAAAAUGGUAAAGCAGCAGGCCAACAGGGGGCGCCAUGGGAGACGCUGGUGGUGUUUGCCAUCAACUUGAAACAGCUCACGGUCCAAAUGAACAUGAGCAACGUGAUGGGAAAUAACACGUGGACAACCAGCGGUCUGAAGAGCCAAGGCCGGCUGUCCGUGGGGAGCAACCGCGACCGAGAGAUCAGCAUGUCUGUCGGCCUGGGACGCUCCAAGCUGGACUCCAAGGGUGGCGUGGUGGGUGGCAAUAUUGACGUCAACACCCUGGAGAUGGUCUCGCACAUCUCCGAGCACCCGAACCAGCAACCCAGCCACAAGAUCCAGAUCACCAUGGGCUCCACCGAGGCGCGGGUCGAUUACAUGGGCUCCAGCAUCCUGAUGGGGGUUUUUAGUAAUGCUGACCUGCAGCUCCAAGAUGAGUGGAAAGUCAACCUGUGCACUGUGGAUUCCAGCAUAUCUGAGAAAAGCGAGAUCUUUGUCCACGGAGACUUGCAAUGGGACAUUUUCCAGGUGAUCAUUUCACGAUCCACCACGCCAGACCUGAUUAAGAUCGGCAUGAAGCUGCAGGAGUUUUUCACUCAGCAAUUUGACACCAGCAAGCGAGCGCUGUCCACGUGGGGCCCUGGGCCCUACCUGCCUCCCAAAACCCCCGUCAUCAAUGCAGAGAAAGGAGGAGCGGAGCUGUACAUGGAUGCAGCGCAUCACCGUCACUGGCCCGGCGUGCUGAAGGUCAUCGCGGGUUGCCACAUAUCCCUCUUCCAGAUGCCUCUGCCUGAAGACGCCGUGCAGUUGGGCGGCUCAAUGAGCCUCCAUGGCAAUCACAUGACCCUGGCCUGCUUCCACGGGCCCAACUUCCGCUCCAAGUCGUGGGCCCUCUUCCACCUGGAAGAGCCCAAUAUCGCUUUCUGGACCGAAGCGCAGAAAAUACUGGAAGAUGGUUCCAAAGAUGAUUCCACAUACAUUGUGCAGACCCUGGACUUCCAUCUGGGUCACAACACAAUGGUGACCAAACCGUGCGGUGCCCUGGAAAGCCCGAUGGCCACCAUUACCAAAAUCACGCGGCGGCGCCACGAAAACCCUCCGCACGGAGUCGCCACCGUUAAAGAAUGGUUCAACUAUGUUACUGCCAUGAGGAAUGAAGAGUUGAACUUGCUAAGGAACGUGGAAGCCAACAACCCGGAGAGCAGAGCCGCCGCCAAGAGCUCCAGUCUGCUCAGCAGCUUCCGCAGCAACUCCAGCUACAACCACGAGACCGAGACCAUCUUUGCCCUUCCCAGAAUGCAACUGGACUUCAAGUCCAUCCAUGUGCAGGAUCCCGACGAGCCUUCUCUGUCAGAUUCCGACAGCAAACCAAAGGUUGAGUGCAGUGUGGUGACAGAAUUCACAGACCACAUCUGCGUGACCAUGGAUGCCGAGCUCAUCAUGUUUCUUCACGACAUGGUGUCGGCCUACCUGAAAGAGAAAGAGAAAGCACUUUUCGCCCCACGGAUGUUUGCGGUUCGGCCGGGCCAGAAGAGCCCCACGGCCGUGCGCGACGACGACGCCGACGGCGGCGGCUCCAGCGCAGACAAGGACACACAGGAGGAGGGCGUCAACUACACCACGGUGGACUGGAGAGAGUUUCUGUGCAACACCUGGCACUUGGAGCCCACUCUCAGGCUCAUCUCCUGGACGGGUCGCAAGAUCGACCCGGUGGGAGUGGACUACAUCUUGCAAAAACUGGGCUUCCACCACGCUAGGACUACCAUUCCCAAAUGGCUUCAGAGGGGCGUGAUGGACCCGCUGGACAAGGUGCUGUCUGUUCUCAUUAAGAAGCUGGGCACGGCCCUGCAAGACGAGAAGGACAAGAAAGGCCGAGAGAAGGAGGAGCACUGAGCCCGCCUGCACCUUUUUCUUCAAGCGUGGCUGCUGACUGUCACGUGCGUCUCCACCUGCACCUGUGUGGUCGGACGGAACAAUUUGGAUCCAUGUCAUCAAUGUUUUGGAAACGAAGCGCAGUUAGUUGUGUCGUUGGCUUGCUUUCGUGGUUCCAAGCCUGCCUCUUUGAUAUGUUGUCAAUGACCUCACUUGAACUUUUUUUUUUCUUUCUUUCUUCUCUCUCUCUCUCUCUCUCUCUCUCUCUCUCUCUCUCUUCUCAAGGCUUUCCAGUAUUUAAGAGAGAGGAUGGAUUUCUUCAAACAUUGCCUUUUCUUUCUUUGUUUCCCAUGGAACACAUGGUAAAUGACGCUUUACUACAUGUUGUAUAGAAUCGUUUGUUUUCCCUUGAUGUGAACAAAUGAGCACUGGAAGAUUUGGGCAUGAGCUGAGAGAAGAUCAUCAGGAUCUUCUUAGUUUUAUAAUGAAAUGAUCAUUAUUUAUGGGUAUGUGACAUGGAACUCUUGUAACAUGAAUUGGCUUGAUGGCUCAAGCUUGUUUUUAUUUUUAGUGGGUGUAUAUAAUUCAAUUUGGUAAAUGUGUUGAUUUCCUAACUUAAUAAAAUAAUGCCACUGGAUUUGA